AUGCGUGCGACUUCGUUUGCACUGACCAAUGUGCUGGGCAGCGUCUACGAGCGGGGACCCAUCUGCUUCACUCCUGAUGGCAGCACCUUGCUAAGCCCAACAGGCAAUCGUCUUACCCUGGUGAACCUGCAAACGCAAGCUUCGCGCACUUUGCCCGUCGAGCUGCGUCGCACCAUUGCCAACGUCGCUCUCAAUCCUGCCAGGCCUUACAUUGCCAUCCUGAUCGACGUUGAUGGUCGCGCCGUCCUGGUCAACUUGUACGCAGGAGCGGGAGGAGGCGGCGUGGCCUUAGCCCACAUCAACUUUGGCGCGCCGGUCAGGGCAGUCAGAUUCACUCCCGAUGGCAAACAUCUGGCCGUGGCGCAUGGAAGUCAGAUCAAGGUGUGGCAGACUCCAAGCACGCUGACUCGCGAGUUCAGCCCCUUCGUGCUGCACCGCACCUACACCGGGCACGAUAACGACGUGCUUAGCAUACAGUGGAGUCCGUCAGGCCAGUGAGUAGAGCUUCGGAAAUGCAUGCUCUGCUCGACUACGCAGAGGGACGCGCACCAUGGUCCAAGGUAUUGGGGCGAUGAUGCUUCCAAAAACUGAUUUAAUGAGUCUGCCGAUUGGCAGAGAGCAUACCCGCUCAAUGCUCUGAGUCACCAAUGCCUGGUCAUUGUGCGCUCCCGAGGCGAUGCCCCGAAGCGGCGAAAUACGUUCCCGCAUCUCCUGCUUGCGAAGAGGGCCCGCUGAUGACACAGUGUUGUGCUGCUUCCUGCUGCAGGUUCUUCCUCACCACUUCCAAGGAUCUUAGCGCUCGACUCUACUCUCUCGAUCCCAUUCCCUUCCCUUCUCUACCUGGCACCUCCACGAAUGGAAAGAGGCAGCCGACUAAAUUUAGACCCAAGACUUUUAGCGGGCAUCGCGCAUCUGUCCUCUCGGCGCACUGGAGCGCAGACGAGCGCACAAUCUACACCAUUGGCAAGGAUGGCUCGUGCUUCGUGUGGCGGAUCAAGCCCGAAGAAGAAUCAGAAGGCGAAGAUGAGGAGAAAGAUGCAGACAGUGAUGCCGAAGAGAAGCAAAAUCGAGCCGGGCCAUCUACGGUCAGUCGGUCGCACGACAGUCGCCUCGAGUUGGCCAGAGCACGAUGGGGCAUUGCGGAGCGACACUACUUCAACGCUCAGAGCAUCGGCGUCAAUUGUGCCGACUUCCACCCCGAGUCUUCUCUGCUCGUCGUGGGCUUCGUAACAGGCGUCUUUGGCUUGUACACUCUCGCUGAUGAAGGUGCAUGCACACCACUGCAUACCCUCAGCAUCAGCUCAGAAAAGGUCGCCGCUGUCACCUUCUCGCCCGAUGGAGCUUGGCUGGCGUUCGGAUGUGCAGGCCUUGGACAGUUGCUCGUGUGGGAAUGGGCUAGUGAAAGCUACAUUCUGAAACAGCAAGGCCACUAUGCGGAUGUCCGCUGCAUCGCCUACUCCAAUGACGGUCAAAUUGCCGCUACGGGCGGCGACGAUGGCAAAGUGAAGCUUUGGAAUACCACGAGUGGCUUCUGCACCGCGACAUUCACUGAGCAUUCUGCGACUGUUGCAGCGUUGGAAUUCGCGUCCAAAGGUCAAGUGCUCUUCAGUGCUAGCUUGGACGGCACCGUCAGAGCUUGGGAUUUGCUGCGGUACCGAAACUUUCGCACCUUCACUAGUCCAGAGCCCGUCCAAUUCGGCUGCUUGGCCGUCGAGCCCAGCGGAGAGGUGGUCGCGGCAGGAGGUGGUGGAGCGGCUGCGGACAGUUUCGACAUUUUCACAUGGAACGUGCAGAGCGGCAAGAUUCUCGACGUCAUGGGUGGGCAUGACGGCCCAGUCGCUAGCUUGACCUUCUCACCUAGUGGCAGCGGUCAACUGAUCAGCGCUAGCUGGGACAAGACGCUCAAGGUAUGGGAGGCGUUCCGAGACGCCAGCGCAGACACGGUCGGUCUCACUGCCGAGGCGACAUGCGUAGCCUUCCGGCCGGAUGGAGGCGAGAUCUGCGUUGCUACAUUGGAUGGUCAGAUCAACUUUUUUGAUCCGAGAGAUGGGGCAAAACAGCUUGGAAUACUUGAAUGCAGAAAAGACAUUGCGGCUGGAAGACGCCUCGAUGACAAGGUCACACGACAAGGCAAUGAAGGUGCCGCAUGCUUCACAAGCCUACACUACAGCGCCGACGGUCGGUGCGUCCUGGCCGGUGGAAAUAGCAACUGGAUAUGUCUUUACGAUGUCCGAGAAAGGGUGUUGCUCAAGCGAUGGACAGUCUCUAAGGAUGUCGGUCUGGACAACACCCAGGACAGACUAGAUAGCCGACGACUUACCGCUGCUGGUCCACGAGAGCUCAUUGACGACAUUUCAGACGAGGAUGAACUGACUACAUUCGAGCGGUUAGACAAGUCGCUGCCUGGCGCUCAAAGAGGGGACAUGUCCAAGCGUACCACACGCAAAGCAGCGCGCAUCACGAGCGUCCGCUUCUCGCCCACUGGUAGAGCGUGGGCUGCUGCGAGCACUGUCGGAGUGCUCGUCUACUCGCUUGACCCUCCAACCGCUGCUAUCGGUGUGGGAGCACAUGGUGGCGCAGCAGCAGCAUUCGAUCCCUUGGACCUGGAUAUGGAGCUUACGCCUGCAUCCAUCAUUGCUGCUUGUGCAAGAGGUGAGGCUUUGGGUGCUCUGGUUGGCGCUCUCAGACUGGGCGAAGCGCCGCUGCUAGCCGAAGUGUACGAGAAAGUGCCCGUCAAAGAUGUUCCUCUAGUCGCUUCGCAACUACCUCAAGUGCACGUAGGAGCGGUGCUCAAGCUCGUAGCUCAGCAACUUCAUCCUCAGUCCAACUCUCCGCACGUAGAAUUUCAUCUGCGCUGGCUCGCUGCUCUCCUGACCACCCAUGGCGCAUUUGUUCGCAAGCGAGCCAAGGCGGAUCUGGCCCCUUCGCUGCGCCUUGUGGCUGCUUGCCUAUACGAGCUGCGCGCCAAUGUCAAACGCACUGCGGACGAGAAUUUGUAUGCGCUGCUGCAUGUUUGGGAUGGCAUGCAGAGGAGGGGAGCUGAUCAGGCCUGA
This is a messenger RNA of Ceraceosorus bombacis, 3053 nucleotides long. The record is from the annotation of a GenBank genome assembly. NCBI's taxonomy places the organism in Eukaryota, Fungi, Basidiomycota, Exobasidiomycetes, Ceraceosorales, Ceraceosoraceae.